Cervus elaphus (red deer) is the source of this 972-nucleotide messenger RNA. RefSeq names its product olfactory receptor 7A17-like. Gene Ontology annotation, molecular function: olfactory receptor activity; G protein-coupled receptor activity. The transcript has a single exon. NCBI's taxonomy places the organism in Eukaryota, Metazoa, Chordata, Mammalia, Artiodactyla, Cervidae. Gene Ontology annotation, biological process: G protein-coupled receptor signaling pathway. Gene Ontology annotation, cellular component: membrane. The coding region runs from base 4 to 972 and encodes 322 amino acids. The record is from RefSeq and is a predicted model, not a curated record.
CACAUGGAACCAUGGAAUCUUACAGGAGUUUCAGAAUUUAUUCUUCUGGGGUUUUCAAAGGAACCAGAAUUACAGACACUCAUAUUUGUGAUUUUCCUCUCCAUGUACCUGAUCACUGUGUUUGGAAAUCUGCUCAUCAUCCUGGCCACUGUCCAUGACUCCCACCUCCACACACCCAUGUACUUCGUCCUCUCCAACCUGUCCUUCGCAGAUAUCUGUUUUACCACCACUACCGUCCCCAAGAUGCUGGUGAACAUCCAGACACAGAGCAAAGUCAUAACCUAUGCAGGUUGCAUCACCCAGAUGUACUUUUUCCUAUUCUUUUCAGGGUUGGACAUCUAUCUUUUGACCGUGAUGGCCUAUGACAGGUUUGUGGCCAUCUGCCAUCCCCUGCAUUACAUGGUUAUUAUGAACCCCCGACUGUGUGGACUCCUGCUUCUGGUGACCUGGAUUAUAAGUGUCUUGCAUUCAUUGUUACAAAGCCUAAUGGUGUUGCGGCUGUCCUUCUGCAAAGACGUGGAAAUCCCCCACUUUUUCUGUGAACUCAAUCAGAUGGUCCAACUUGCCUGCUGUGACACCUUUCUUAACAACAUGGUGAUGUAUUUUGCACCUGUGCUGCUGGCUGGCGGUCCCCUGGCUGCUAUCCUUUUCUCAUAUUCGAAGAUCGUUUCCUCCAUACGUGGGAUCUCAUCAGCUCAGGGGAAGCAAGCAGCGUUUUCCACCUGCGUGUCUCACCUCUCAAUUGUCUCUUUAUUUUUUUGUACAAGCCUAGGGGUGUACCUUAGCUCAGCUGCUACCCACAGAUCACACUCAAGUGCAAAAGCUUCAGUGAUGUAUGCCGUGGUCACGCCCAUGAUGAACCCCUUCAUCUACAGUCUGAGGAAUAAAGACAUAAAGGGGGCUCUGAAAAGAUUCCUGGGGGUGGCAGUUAUAAAAGGGACAGUGGUCACAGGGCUGAAGAGUUGCCUAUGA